This is a messenger RNA of Pyricularia oryzae 70-15, 720 nucleotides long. RefSeq lists its product as uncharacterized. Bases 1 to 720 code for a protein of 239 amino acids. The record is from RefSeq and is a predicted model, not a curated record. The transcript has 3 exons. Lineage: Eukaryota; Fungi; Ascomycota; Sordariomycetes; Magnaporthales; Pyriculariaceae.
AUGCAGCUUAUAAUAGCUUUUGCCUUCAUAAUUCUGGCGCAUUUCGCCGUUUCCGCCCCUACAGAAAGGUUUGCGGGCCAUGUCCUGCCUCAAAAAUCCCGGAAUCUUGAUAUCGUUCGAUCGGACGUCGACACGAGAUCAAAAUUGGACAUAACUUAUAAUGUGUUUCCCUGCAAGAAUCCUGAGAGCUGCCCUUUAAAUACAGCCAAAUCGGCUCGGGAUAAAGCUUUGGAACGCAGAGUCGGCCCAGGAGGCAAUUCCGAGACGAAAAACAAUCCCCAAGAGCGUUUUCGGUUCAGAAAAGGUUGUAGAAAGGCUGCAGAAAGGAUUGCAGAGGGCUUUAGCGCAUGCAUGGGCAGAGGCACUUCUGCCGUGGAAGGGGAGGCCGCCGAACUUGUCGUCGACGCUCAGCAAGCAAAAAAUCGUAAGACAAAGAAGACAAAACAACAACAAAGUCAACUAGGUACUCCAAAACCGUACAAUGAGGGACUCGUGAAUAAGGCUGUCGGCGGCCUUCAGAGAAUAGCCCUUGUUACUGGUGUCAAAGCUUGGGAUGCGUUCAUUAAAGUUAAUGACUGGAGAAAAAAUAAAUACAAACAAAGAGCGGAACGGAAGCAAAACAAGGCCGCGCUGAAGUCAGGACAGGAGGGUAGGAACGGUGGCCCUAACCAGGCCCCAGAGAGCCAGGUCCCCAACGAGAUUCCCAACCCAGAGUCUUGA